Molecule: messenger RNA, 884 nt
Organism: Grammomys surdaster
Lineage: Eukaryota; Metazoa; Chordata; Mammalia; Rodentia; Muridae
Gene: CUNH5orf52
Product: chromosome unknown C5orf52 homolog
Exons: 3
Coding region: 7-513 (168 amino acids)
Source: RefSeq, a predicted model, not a curated record
UCCGCCAUGGUUUUCCGCGUAUCUAGCUUUCCUGAGUCGUUCUCUAGCCCGUCAGAGUCCUCUACACAGCCCAGAAGACCUUCGGUCAAAUGGGACUUGGGCUCGGAUUACGAGGACGUUACCGAGGAGACUACUGCUUCUGGCUCGAACUUCCGGCGCGAGAGAUUAGACAGCCAGCCGGAUCUUGGCCUCCACAUCCAACCGCAGAUCUACUUCCUGCGGCCGCGGUCCCCAAUCCCCAAGUUGUUAUUCAGCUUAAUGAAUACCAACGAUGCCAAUGUGAAGAAGUUGUUACCCAAGAGCCAUUUAUCUCGGGUGAUUAUUCGUGACAACCUCAAUGCACAGCGCAUCUAUGAGAUGGAGAUGAAAGCCUCUGACAAGACCAAGAGGAAGAUGAGCUUCUUGUUCGACCACUUGAAAAAGAAGUUCAUGACGGACCAGCUGAGAAAGAUGAUACGCUGGAGGCGGGAGUCCCUGAGCACCCAGCAGUACUUGGAUAAGGAACGGGUCUGAAGACACUGGAGACGGAGAGCCGAGCCAACCACCAUAAACCAUGCAGAAUGAUCUGCCCCAAGAACACAAAACCACCCUGGUGAGAGCGGAGGAGCCCCAGAACAUGCUGGUCUCCACCAUGUAGAACAAUAAAAGGAAAGCCGCGGAUAGGAUAGGAGCACAAAACGCACCAGUUCUAACCUGCUUUGCUCCAUGCCAGCACACCACCCCCCACCCCAUCCCUGUGAAAUCCCUACAGCCACCGAUGCUCGGUGGAAGAGGCAGAGGCAAGCCUGUCUCCUUGGUUUGCACAAACAUGGAAACUUAAGCCUGUAUUUCCUUCUCUUGUUCCUAUGUCUGCCUCUCUCCCUACAUUGUCCCCCCCUCCUACC